Messenger RNA from Colletotrichum destructivum, 2249 nucleotides. Its product is annotated as Putative ATP-dependent RNA helicase DEAD-box, Helicase superfamily 1/2, ATP-binding protein. The coding region runs from base 608 to 2206 and encodes 532 amino acids. Lineage: Eukaryota; Fungi; Ascomycota; Sordariomycetes; Glomerellales; Glomerellaceae. The transcript is spliced from 3 exons. The record is from RefSeq and is a predicted model, not a curated record. Gene Ontology annotation, biological process: cytoplasmic stress granule assembly; negative regulation of translation; P-body assembly. Gene Ontology annotation, molecular function: mRNA binding; RNA helicase activity; ATP binding. Gene Ontology annotation, cellular component: cytoplasmic stress granule; P-body.
CUUGCUUCUUCGACUCUUCUCCUCCACACACAAACCACCACCACACACACACCACCACCACCACCACCACCACCACCUCUCCAUCCCACGCAAACCCAACCUUUCCCACACCUCCUCGCGCUAUACCUCGUGGACGAAACGCAUUCUUCUGCCGUUUCAUUAUCCCGAGUCACCAAACGACGACCACCGGAUUUUUCCCAAAUCGCGCAACGACGACCAAGAGUCACUCAUCCCAUAACUCCUACAAUCCGCCCCUGCUGCACCGCAACUCCCAGAGUCCGGUCCAAACCCAACAAUCCUCUUUCUUCUUUUCCACUCAACGCUCGCCUCCGGACACGGAACACCACGUCGACCCGCGGCACCUUCUCUCGCUGCUACGCUACAAAGCAACCUCCCUCCUCAAGCGACAAUCACCCUUUUUGUCGCCCAAAAGCCCACCUGCCUGCUUCCUAAUUCCUGCCGAGUACGACUCGUCCGCCCCUCGAUUCCAUUCACCGCGAAGUGGGGAAAGCAAAAGCCCUUUUCGCGCGCAACCAACACUGACCCGCCGCAUCGCACCCUCCUCUCCCUGCCACCAAGGCACCUACUCCCGACACACACAAUCCAAAUGGCGGAAGCACUCGCAGACAAGCUCAAGGCGACGAACUUGAGCGAUGGCGCCGCAUCAGAGGACUGGAAGAAGAGCCUGAAGCUGCCUGCCAAGGACAACAGACAACAAACUGAGGAUGUCACAAACACCAAGGGUCUGGAGUUCGAGAACUUCCAGCUGAAGAGAGAUUUGUUGAUGGGCAUCUUCGAGGCCGGAUUCGAGAAGCCCUCCCCCAUCCAGGAAGAAGCCAUCCCCGUCGCCCUGACCGGCCGCGAUAUCCUCGCCCGUGCGAAGAACGGUACUGGAAAGACGGCCGCCUUCGUCAUCCCCGCCCUCGAAAAGAUCAACCCCAAGGUCUCCAAGAUCCAAGCCCUCAUCCUCGUCCCCACUCGCGAGCUCGCCAUGCAAACAUCACAGGUCUGCAAAACCCUCGGCAAGCACCUCGGAAUCAACGUCAUGGUCACUACCGGAGGCACUGGUCUUCGCGACGAUAUUAUCCGCCUGCAGGACCCCGUUCACAUCGUUGUCGGCACCCCCGGCAGAAUCCUUGACCUGGCCGGCAAGAACGUUGCCGACCUGAGCGAAUGCCCCAUGUUCAUUAUGGACGAGGCCGACAAGCUUCUCUCCAUCGAGUUCACCCCCGUCAUUGAGCAGCUGCUGCAAUUCCAUCCCAAGGACCGCCAGGUUAUGCUCUUCUCCGCCACCUUCCCCCUCUCCGUCAAGGACUUCUCCGACAAGAACAUGGUCAGCCCCUACGAGAUCAACCUCAUGGACGAGCUCACCCUCCGCGGCAUCACCCAGUACUACGCCUUUGUCGAGGAGAAGCAAAAGGUCCACUGCCUCAACACCCUCUUCUCCAAGCUGCAGAUCAACCAGUCCAUCAUCUUCUGCAACUCGACCAACCGUGUCGAGCUGCUCGCUAAGAAGAUCACCGAGCUGGGCUACUCGUGCUUCUACAGCCACGCCAAGAUGGCCCAGCAGGCGAGAAACCGCGUCUUCCACGACUUCCGCAACGGCGUGUGCCGAAACCUCGUCUGCUCUGACCUGCUUACCCGUGGUAUCGACAUCCAGGCCGUCAACGUCGUCAUCAACUUUGACUUUCCCAAGAACGCCGAGACCUACCUGCAUCGAAUUGGCCGAUCCGGUCGUUACGGUCACUUGGGUUUGGCCAUCAACCUGAUCAACUGGGAUGAUAGGUUCAACCUGUACAACAUCGAGAAGGACCUCGGUACCGAGAUCCAGCCCAUCCCCGCCAGCAUCGACAAGUCCCUUUAUGUCUACGAGAACCCCGAGUCUAUCCCGAGACCCAUCUCCAACUUCAAGUCCGGUCAGCCCGGUCAGGGUCAGCAGCAGCCCCAGAUCCAACAAAGCCAGCAGCAGCAGCACCAGCAGCACCAGCCCCUUCUCCAGGGUGGCCCGGCUCCUGGUAACUGGCAGACUCAACAGCCCCAGCAGAGCGGUCAACAGAACGGCUACCAGGGCGGCGGCAGAGGCCGUGGACGCGGCCGUGGCGGUUACCGGGGCCAAAACCGCGGCGGAUACGGCGGUGGCGGUGGCCGCGGCCGUAGCCAAGGCCAAGGCCAGGGUCACCCCCAGCCCCAAGGACAGCUGUCCUAGGGCGCCUCACAUCUCUUCUUUAUAAAAUGGCGUUACGGCGUAU